Molecule: messenger RNA, 1077 nt
Organism: Candidula unifasciata
Lineage: Eukaryota; Metazoa; Mollusca; Gastropoda; Stylommatophora; Geomitridae
Source: the annotation of a GenBank genome assembly
AUGAAUGGAUAUGGACAGAGCAGGCAAUUACAGCCAAAGAAAACCCCAAUUUCAGACGACUACCGGCUGACAGGAUCAGUUUUAGGAUUAGGUAUCAAUGGAAAGGUGCAUGUGUGUUAUAGUAGAUCAACACAGCAGAAGUUUGCCCUGAAGGUUUUAAAGGAUGUGCCCAAGGCAAGGCGGGAAGUAGACUUACAGUUGAGAGCCUGCCAGAGCUGCAAUCACAUUGUGAAAAUCCAUGAUGUAUAUGAGAACGCAUACUCAGGGCAGCGAUGUCUUCUUAUAGUUAUGGAAUGCAUGGAAGGUGGGGAGUUGUUUACACGGAUACAGGAGAGGGCAAAUUUAGCUUUCACUGAAAGAGAGGCAGCUGCGGUUAUACACGACAUUGCCAAGGCAAUCGACCAUUUACAUUCCAUGAACAUCGCACACAGAGAUUUGAAGCCAGAAAAUUUGCUGUAUUCAGACAAGUCAGAUAGUGGGCUUCUCAAAUUAACAGAUUUUGGAUUUGCUAAGGAGAUAGGACAACAGAAGUCGCUGCAGACACCUUGCUACACCCCUUAUUAUGUUGCACCAGAGGUGUUAGGUCCGGAGAAGUAUGACAAGUCUUGUGAUAUGUGGUCCUUAGGUGUCAUUAUGUACAUUUUACUAUGUGGCUACCCACCCUUCUAUAGUAACCAUGGAGCUGCCAUAUCACCAGGAAUGAAGAAGAGGAUACGGAAUGGUCUAUAUGAGUUUCCGAACCCAGAGUGGAGCCGAGUUAGUAAUUCAGCUAAAGAUUUGAUAAAAGGAUUGCUACACACAGAUCCAGACAAGAGACUAACCAUUGAACAAGUUAUGCAGAACAAAUGGGUUUCAGUCAACACUUUCGUGCCACAAACACCCCUGAUGUCUGCGCACGUUUUAAAACAAGAGGAAGAUGUAUGGAUGGAAGUUCAGGAGGAAAUGACAAAUGCACUGGCAACCAUGAGAGUUGACUAUGAUCAGGUAGUGAACAUUAAAAACUUGAACCAGUCCAACAAUCCUUUGCUGAAGAAACGAAUGAAACAAGUCCCAGAAGGUGCUGCAGACAUGUCAUGA